This is a messenger RNA of Branchiostoma belcheri (Belcher's lancelet), 7232 nucleotides long. Its product is annotated as circadian locomoter output cycles protein kaput-like. Gene Ontology annotation, biological process: regulation of transcription by RNA polymerase II. NCBI's taxonomy places the organism in Eukaryota, Metazoa, Chordata, Leptocardii, Amphioxiformes, Branchiostomatidae. The coding region runs from base 337 to 4308 and encodes 1323 amino acids. The transcript is spliced from 11 exons. Gene Ontology annotation, molecular function: protein dimerization activity; RNA polymerase II transcription regulatory region sequence-specific DNA binding; DNA-binding transcription factor activity, RNA polymerase II-specific. The record is from RefSeq and is a predicted model, not a curated record.
ACGUGAUGACGGAAAAUGCACAAACACAUUGCAGCCGGGGAGGUGCAGUAGGUACGGGAUGACAGUAUUUUAGUGCACAAAAUUCCACCGUUUUUCGCUGGUAUAGAGGCUUGUCACCGAAUGCUGUCUGUUCCUAUGUCUUCCUGCCAUCCAAAGGGUUCGUUGUAUGGUCGAAAAGAACUGUAUUACUGGCUGAUUUUGGGGUGCUGCGGCCGAACCCGAAGAAAAUCCCAGUGAGUUCAUGGCCACGAAGUCCAGUGCCGAUUGAUCGCGAUCGCCUUUCCGGAUAUUGAUGUUCGAAGCAGGGCCCAUAUAUUCGUCCUAUCUGAGUUAAAGAUGUCAGCAAUUAGGAGGUCAAAAGCCAAGACAGCCCUCACUUCCUAUGGCGGAAGAUUUCCGUCGUCCACCUUUUCCAGGGCAGAGAAGUCGCGCUUCGCAGCGAAGGCCCGGCGUGACCAGGAGGGGGAGGAGAUCCAGGCGCUGGCCCAGCAGCUGCCGUUCCACAAGGAGACCAUCCAGCACCUGGACAAGGCCUCUGUCCUCAGGCUGGCCACCAGCUACCUGCGGGUGAAGCAGCAUACACGAGAAGGACAGAAACAGUUUAUGGAGGAAUUGGGAGGCUAUCGUGACAAUGAUCCAGCCUAUCAGAAUGCUAUUGCCACCCUGGAGGACAUCCAAGAAGGUGACCUCAUGUUGGAGGCGCUGAACUCCUUCCUGAUCUUCAUCACACGGAAGGGCCACAUCAUGUACGUGUCUGAGAACGUCACAAGCCAUCUGGGACUCAAUCAGGCACACAUGAUAGGAGAAAACAUUCUGCAGUUCCUCCACCCACGUGACCACAAAACCAUCAUGGAACAGAUGGUUUACAACCCUGAAGACAAGACAACGAUCGGGGCUCCUGUCCCCGACCUUACCCACUCAGACCUGCUGGCCAUGGAUGUAGAUGUGGACAGUGACAGCAUGAGUGAAUUUGAUGCUCUGAAAGAGUCGGGCCAGUCCAUCACACAAGAUCGUUCCUUCAUUGUGCGGAUGAAAUCCUGUCUGCCCAAAAGGCCUGGAAGCAAAGCUCGGUCCUUUGAUUACAUGGUUGUACAGUGGUCAGGGCGGCUGAAGCUGCGGCAGGUGGGGAACAAGUACCAGGUGGAGGGGAUGACCUGCCUGUGUAAGCCCCUGCUGCCUCUGGGCAUCGUGGAGAUCAGGAUUGAAGGAAAUAUGUUCAUGAGCCGCCACAGCCUGGACAUGAGGUUCACCUACUGUGACACCAGGAUCAUGACUCUUGUUGGCUAUGACCCUGAAGAGGUGGUAGGGAAGACAGCAUACCAGUUCCACAACCCUUUAGACGCACACAAAGUCAGCAACUGUCACCAACAUUUGAUCCAUGCUGGGCAGUCUACCAGCAAGUACUACCGCUUCAUGGGUAAGCUGGGUGACUGGAUCUGGAUGCAGACCAGAGCCACCAUUAUCUACAACACAGGCGGGGAUGCACAGUACGUGGUGUGCAUGAAUUAUGUGGUGAGUGAGAACGAAGCGAGGCGAGCCACGGUGGAGGAACAGAAGAGUCUGGAGAAGUCUGGCCACCCCACAGGCUGUACCUGCGGGGAGGCCAUGUCCCCCGUCCCGCUCUCCCCACAGAGCUCCAUCAACUCCCCAACACCAUCCAUCCCACACUCCCCAGGUUCUGCCACCCACUCUCCUGGCAGCAUGAUCAGCAUGAGUCCUGGCAGUUCUAACCUUUCCUACUCACCAGGACCAUUCUCUGUGCCACCAAGCCAGCCCCCAUCCACACCCUGUCUGCCCAGCCCAAGCAGCUCUAUGGCUGCCUCUCCGGGUAGUGCUCCCUCCCCGUCUGCCACCUGUUAUAACACAAAGACUGUGCCCGCUGUUCCACCAGUUAGCCCAGAAAGUAGUGUACAGUUCAGUCCUGGGUUUGCACAAAAGUCUGAGUCACAGAACAACAUGGCUACAGUCUCCUCCCCCACCGCUUCAGUCGACUCUCCGCAGUCUGUGUCCUCCUCCACCUCUGCUGACUCCCCCAGCAGCAUGAACAAUGCCUCGUCAUUUCAGUGUGAUGAGUCCAUGGAUGUGGACAGUGCUCCAGACUCCACCCAGGCAGACCUGGGAGGGUUCAACAAUAGCCAGCCCAUCUGGAGAAAUGACCUUGGCAACAGUACAAACAUGCAGAGGGAGGCAGACUUGCCAGGCUAUGGGAUGCAGGCUCCUAAGGUUGAAGCUGAUCUGCAGGGCAGUUUUCAGUGUGGGCAACAGAACUCCAUGGGGGUCCAGAAUGGUCAGUUUGGGAACACAAAUGGACGGGGGCUGGAGGGAAGCGAGUUCUUCCCAGAAGACGACGUAGACAUGAUAUUUGAGGACUUGUUGGACAUUGCUCAGUCUGAGUCACAAGGUGAUGAGAAAAUGGCCGCCAACAUAAACUCACCUAACGAGCCAUGCCAGCAGCCCCCAACAAACACACCAACAGACCAGAUCCUGAACAUGCUCCAGUCAGCUGCAUCACAGGCCUUUGCCUCUGGGCACGGGUCAAGCCCAGUCGUCAUCCAGAAUGUCUUCUUGUCAUCAGGUGUACAGGCUCCAAACAUGCCACACAUAGCAGGAGCUGCCACCAUGGUCAACCAGCUGGUGUCAGGUCUGACUGCCACGGCUAUGAAAGGCAGAACAAGUUACCCCACCAUCACUGACGUGCCAGACUCUAACAGCACCCUGCAACAACAGGUCAAACAGGAAGUCCCACAGGGCAUGACAGAGCUGGAAUAUAUGGUCAAAUUGGCAGAGCUGGAGCAGCAACAGGCCUUCAACAAAGUGCCUACAAGUGCACAGAAUGCAUCACCAGCUAUCAGCAGUGGUGUGAAUGUCUCCUCCAUACCCAACAUCCCCAACUCUGUUUCUGCCACUGUGCCAGAAUUCCCCAGGGUGUCGGGAGUACAGAUGCUGACACCAGACAUGGGCAAUGUUAUCAGCACCAUGGCCAACACCCACGGCAGCACCCUGACACACAGAAACAUCACCGCUGAUCAGCACACUCCAACCAGUAUGGUGAACAACUUCAGUAGCAUGUCUGGCAUCCAGCAACCAAGACUGAACUCCAGUAGUCCAGCUGUUGAUAAGGCAUCCACUCAACAGUCCUGGAGCCCUGCUGUAAAUGUGUGCAACAUGCCCACCAGCGGUCAUCAGCCUCUUAUCGUUAACCAACACCAAAACAAUGUCUCAGAAGUGUUGAAGAAUGGCUGCAGUGGUAUCAGUACAUGGGCUAGUGGACAUCCAGUCACCAUAACUUCUACCAUGUCGGCACCCUUAACAACUUCUCAGUCACCUAGAGUUGCCAGCCAGGUCUACCCGUUCUGUGACAGAAGCAGUCCCAUGCCAGCUGCUCAUGUCCCCCCUGUGCAGCAGCCCUGCAGACCAGCCAUGGCAGCAGACAAUGUUGCAGUACAUUCUCAGUCGCCAGGGUCUGACCAGCUGACGAGUAACAACACCAACGGGCACAUCAGCGAGUCUCUCAAGAGGAAGCAUGCCAAGCACCCCCUCCUCACCAGCCUGCUGACUGGCAAGAGGAGAACCCUGGAUGAGUAUCGUGGGGCUCAAGAGAACUUGGAGAAGAUGCUUGCUGACCCUGAGAAGACAAGGCUCCUUGGUCCUGGGAGAACCCAGCUGCUGUCUCAGCUGAUCCACAGUAGUAAGAAUGGCCAGCAGCUGGCACACAAAGACGGGCAGUCCUCCCCACCCCAGGGGCAGUGUGCAGGGCAACAGGGCAAGCCAGAUUCUUCUGUCACCGAGAAAAUGUCUAGGCUGGAGAUUGUGGAAGCCAGAAAGCAGUCCAAAGCAGCCAAGGCCCAGUUGCUGACAAGCAUGCUUCUCUCUGAGGACACCCCACCCAACUCCCCUGCAGCUCCUGGGCAGACCAUGGAGACUGGGGGGAAGUUCCAUGAUGAACCUGUGGAUCUGACGGACACCAUAGAUCUGGACCCACUGUCUCCCUUUACACAGGAGAUCACCGACAUGGCAGCAUGCCUGUUGGAAGAGUAUGAUGGUAACCAGGAGCCUACCGUCAACACCAGCACUGACUCCAACUUCCUGCCAGGAAUGCUCAGUGCCACUGACAGUAUCGAUCAAACCAUGUUGUACAUAGACACUGCCAAGCAGCAGCCAUUGGAGGAAGUGGUCCCUGGUCAGAGGAAGAACUUUGAGUCUGAGUUAGAUCAUGCCCAGAGAUUAGCAGAGGAGUCUCAGCUCAAGAAUCUCCUGAAGCAGUCAUUCCACCAGGCCUUCCUGGACAUGGAGACAACUCAUGCAUGAAGUCAGUGAUGUAUGAUUGUAUAUACUGUGCAGCUACUAGUGGGCUUUGAUGUGUCAGCACACCACAUGAACACUACUGCACCAUCCUUUUGUACUGCAGAAACUUUUUGUACCAGUUGUACAGUGAUCUUGAGCUUAGCGUCAGAUCGUCUUUGUCAUCUGCAUGUUCUGUUAUCAUCCAUCAAUGUCAUCAAGUUAUUAGGGACACCUGUACUCUCACCAGUGUGAAGAAAAAAAAUUCAAUUGGCAAAGAAAGCUGCAUGUAGGGAAUGGUGAUUGAUGCAGUGAAGCUCACGAUCGGAAAAUGUUGCAGGAGUAGGCACAAAGUGCCUACAGAAUUGUGGAAGUAAAAAAACAAAAGUUUAAUGUUUGUAUGAUUGAAGUCAGCACAGAAGAGUACAAAGUACUGGAGAAAUGCGUGCUGGAAGUUUUCUAUGAAGCAUGCUAUGUAAAGUGUUGUCAUUGUGUAUGAACCGAUGUAUAAAGUUAAAGUACCAGUCCAGUCCUAUGCUGAAUCGCAGAUAUAGGUGGCCCGUCAAAACUUGGAUUUUGGCAUGUACAAAUUUUGAAAGUGUGGUCCCCUUUUUGAUAAGAAGAUUCAAAGUGAGAUGUUGGUUAGUAGAACUCAUUCCGUGCAGCAUCCCCUUAGAUUCAUACAUUUACUCCAGACCUGGCCAAAAUGUGAUUCUUCUUCACUGUAUUGUUAUUAGUUCCAUAGAUUAAUCAGUAGAAAUGAAAUUGAUUACUUCUUUGUGACUUUAACACACAUGAUCAUAAAAGUAAAAUGUCAGACAUCCUCAUACUUCUCCUUAACAUGUAUGUUUUGAGACCAUUUUGAUCCCCUGAGCAGUUCAUCAAAAGAGAUUUCCACACUCCACAGUUCUGGGGAAGGGCAGUUGUUUGUUGACGCUAACAAUGUUUCCCUUGUCCCAGCAGUACAUGUACACCGUGGUCAUGGUUUGGCAACAUGGUAGAUGGUAUCAGACAUAACCAUCCCAGGUUUAGUGUUCAAUACUAACUAAGCCUAACCCCAGACUAAUGUCACAAGAUCGUUGUUCAAUGUAGACAAGUGUUUGUCAACACUUAAUGGGGAAAUAACUACUGUAACAGCUCUUUAGAUGUUUGUGGACUUGAACAGUGAUAGAUUUCUUACCAUGUCUUUUCUACUUGUGGUCAACAUGCAUUAUUUUGAUCUACAAUGUACCUUGAGUCUGAAUUGGGACAGAUGUUUUGUAGUCUUGUACAUACUGUUAACCUUUAUUUUAGACAUAGUGGUGUAUAUUUUCCUGUCAUACAAGACAAGCUAACUUGGGAUGUGGUUGGGGGCCAGGGUAGCUAUAAUGAUUGUACUUAAAUGUGAUAAUGUUGUGAGAAGUAGGAGUAAACUGUGAAAGUGGCUUUCAUAGAGAUAACAGUAAGAGUAGGGCUAAGAUGUGUUUGCUUUUUAAAAGCUUGUACAUUGCAUUUGGUUUGAUGCUUUAAUGAUUGUGAUAAAUGACACCCAUAAAUUUGUUCAAGUGAGACACAGUGUAGCAAUGUGCUUUUCCCACUGUCAUCACAUCAGAUUUUGUACUGGUAGGGGAGGAAAUCCUGAUUCAUGGCAAUUAUGCUCAACAAAAAGCAUCUUUAUUCUUCUUAAUCAUGGCAACAAAAUUGACAUUGAAAGAAAGCUGGAAGCUGGAAUUUAUGCAUGACUCAUGUUCCCACUUUUACACACUUUUUUUUUUGCUUAUUUACAAUAGCAAUCUCAACAAGCACUGUAAAAUGAUGCUUGUCCCGUUAGGUUGUUGUUGUUAUCAUGCACAAGUGCAGUUUGUUUGGACAGCAGAAAAAGUCACAACUUUUCAUUUUGUCUAGACAGCCUACACAGAAUGUAGCAGUCAUGAGCCUGGCUCUAUCCACAGACAUGUGGACAGUUUCCUUUGUGUACUGGAUGUUUUCUUGGCUCGAUAAGUUCUCAUAAGAAAUGCCAAAGACUAUAAAAUAAUGCAACCAUUGCAGCUUGAUGAAGUUCAGGCUAUUUCUGUGAUGAUGUUCUAUCAGAUUGAAGGGUGAAGAACAAGCAAUGUGAAAAUAGUUGUAUGCACGUGUAUUAUGUGAUGAUGGUACAUAACCAGUCUUAAUUGACAGACAAAUGGCAUGUAUUUGUUCAGGCCAUACCAAUCCAUUUACUUGUGUCAGACUCUGUCGUUGGAUGAUAGAGAAAUGGAAAAGAUUUCUGACAGACUAGUACAUGUAAUUACCAUGUUAUAAAAUAACAAAAGAGGAGAGUUUACAUGACUUGUUAAAUCUCAUGUAGUACAACUCCAAAGAAAGAAAGACAAUAACUUUUCUGCUUUUUGUGUGGAUUUUAAAAAGUUUUAGCAAGAAAGCUGAGAAAAUAGCAAGUAGAAUGGUCUGGCCUUGACAACUACAUUGCACAUGUACAACAUGUAUGAUGGAUUUCAAUAGAAUAUGCCUUUGAAAGGCAUGCCUGUUUUUAGCCAAUUAGUGAAGAAGUUUUAUGGGGUUAUGAUACAAUGUACCAGGUAACCUUCAAUGAAAUUUGAUGAACUUAUUUUGUCUGAGUUAUAGUACAUGAAAGUUAUAUGGCGGGAUGAAAUAAUAAGAUAGGUUUUAUGUUUUAUACAAAAUAAGUAUUUAUUGUUGAAUAACUGUCAAUACCAGACCCCUUAAAACUCCUUCCAGCUCACAUUGUACCUUUGAUCAGGUGAUUUAUUUGAAGUUAAUUAUAGAUACCUCAAUUUUGACAUGAGUGAGAAAUAUUUUUGUACAGGAAUUGAGUAAUUUCUGUUGCACCUGGAAAGGUAACGUGUAAUUAUGUAUAAUGUAUUCCUGCUCUCUCAAGCAGCACACACCCUUCAUAAUGUCUGAGACAACUGUCCUUUUGUAGCAGAUGGUGAAUAAAGUGUUGAUGGCUUAAA